Messenger RNA from Callorhinchus milii (elephant shark), 3567 nucleotides. RefSeq names its product centrosomal protein of 128 kDa (gene cep128). The record is from RefSeq and is a predicted model, not a curated record. Lineage: Eukaryota; Metazoa; Chordata; Chondrichthyes; Chimaeriformes; Callorhinchidae.
GGCGCGACGGUUGCCAUAGACGCGGAGUGCAGGCGGGAAGCGAGAGCGGGGAGUUUGUUGGCUGUUGAUGGCGGCCGCGGCUGUCGACCGACCGACCGGCUCCGGCGGCUCGGCUCGUUUAGGAGAGGGAAAAGUUUAACAGGAAUCGACAGUAUUAUGGCAGACUUGUCGAGUGAUUCCGAUUCUAUCCGUCGGAAAUACUCAAGCCGGCGAAGAUCACCGAAGGUGACGUCAGUGGUGGGGGCACAGGGAAGGCACAAGACACAGAGUGGAGUAUGUUUCACUGAAAAAAUUAACACAUUAGCAAGCACUUUACAGGACACAAGUCAGAACCUCCGCAAUGUUGAUCAGAUGCUGGGGGAUUAUAGAGACUUGACGAGUGAACAAAUGAAGGCGGUGUCAAAGCUACGAGAUAAUCUGGAACAGUCUGUGGACCAGCUGAGAAACCAGCGACUGCACAGAAGCUCUCACUCAACACUUCAAACAAGUGACCUACAGAGCGACUCCCCUACAGAAGGUCAGUGCAGUUCUACCUCACAUCCAAAGGACCAUGCGGCUCACUUGAAUAUUCGUGAUAGAAAGUACAGAUCUUCCGUGAGAUUUAUCGAUCAGCCAAAGCCUUCAAAUAACAUUCACAUAGUGCAUCAGUCAUUAAGAGACCUCAGCAGUGAUCAACUAAGACUCGGAGAUAAUCUGGAACAGGAAAUCGAACAGCGUGUUAAGACUGAUGCAGAAACAAGAAAAACUUUGAAUCAUUUAUCAGAGAGGCUGAGGGAAGUGCCCAGACACGAAAUGGCUUCAACAAGAGUAGAACGACGUCUACAAGAAAUUGAAAAGGGAAUGAGGAUAGAACGAAACUUAGCAGAGCACCACAAGGAGCAGCUGGGACACAUAUCUGUACAUCUACGGGAGGUAUUGAAGAAACGCAAUGCUAAAGAUAAUGAGAUAGAAGAGAUAAAAAAGGACAAACAUCUGAGAUUGGAGAGUGAAAAGUGCAAGAUUGAGAAAGAGCUUGAGCGCACACGGCGAAGGUUGGAUCAGUCCGAGGGAAGUCGAGAAGCACUGCUGUGUCAGAUAGAUGGUUUACGCUCCCAGCUGUUGAAGACUGAAGAGGAUCGAGCAGACUUACAACACAGAGUUUUGCAACAAUCUUCACAGCGGAAUAGUUACGCGGAGAAGGUGGAUGAAAGACCAAUGCUAAGAGCGGUUGACAGAUCAGAGCGUGAGAAGCGAGAGCUGGAGAAACAGAUUGUGGAGCUCACUGCGGAGCUGCGGCGCAAUGCUGCCAUGUCGGAGGCAGAGGACAUCAAACGGUCCGUUGAUCGAAAAGACAGGGAACAAUCUGAACUCGCCGCACAUGUUGAGGUUCUCACCUCGGACAUAGAGAAGAGAGAGGGGCAACAACUGAGGAUGUUGGAGCGGUUGAAGGAAAUCCAGAACCGUUACGAAGAUGGCAUGAAAGAUCGAAAAUCGAUAGAUCAACAGGUUGCAGAUCUAAACCGUCAGCUGAAGGAGUCCAACAUGGAAGCCGGCAAGUACCAGAACCAACUGAAGGAAGUGGAGCUUCUCAGACUGGAGUGCGAAAAGAAGAAGGAUGAGUUGAAGCUGAGAGCCCAAGAGUCCAUCAGACAGUGGAAAGUCAAGUGUAAGAAACUGGAACAUAACUUGGAGAAGCAGAAGGAGGCUGGGAGCCAGGCAAUGGAGAGGAACAGUCGUGUGUGUAAAGAGAAGGAGCUACUACAGGGCCAGCAUGCUGCAGCGAUGUAUCAGCUGGAGAUACUCCGGAAAGAGCUGAAUGAUGUGAUCCUGAAGCGAGUGCAGCAGGAGGAGGAUCUACACCGCAAAGACGUGGUACUUCAAGAGCUGAAAGCCCAGCAGAUGGAUCUCAGUCGAGAGCUCCAAGACGUUCGGGUUUUCAAGCAAAUUGGAGCCGACUUGCAUAAACAGGAUGCUCUGUACACACAGUCCAAGGAGGAGAACCAAUGCCUAGAAGAUAAGAUCAUAGCCUUGAACCGCCAACAUGAGACAGACCAUGAGAAGCUGGUGGAAAGACAACGGACCAUCAAAGAACUGAGUAGCUUACGAGCUGAGCUCACCAAUCGACUAGCAGAAGAAGAGCAACAGCGAAAGGAGAUGGGUAAAGUGAUUGCGGAUGCCAAGGCCCGUCAGGACUUGGCCCAAGAGGAACUUUCUUCCCUCGACAAACAGUUGAAGUUAGAGAGAGACGUCCACCAACGAGAACUGGCGGAUGUUAAAUUCGAGGUGCAGACAUUAAAGACUAAACAUGAGAAGUAUGUGCAGGAGAUGAUUAGGAUAUUUCACGAUGAACGUGAGGAAAUGGAGAAUCGGAUCAGAACACUCAUGGCAGAACUGGGAGACGACAAGAACUUGGCAAAAGCACAGCGACGCCAGGUGGAAAAGAUGAAAAAUGAAUGUGACAAGCUCGCGGAGCAACUAACCCUGAGUGCAGAGGAGAACUCCAAGUUCAGGAGGAGGUGUCAGAUGUACAAACAAGACUUGGAGGAUAAGGAGAAGCUGGUGACGAGUGGGGAAGACCGUGCCAGGGGACUGGAGGAGAAGGCGUUCCACCUUAAGGAGAAGAUCUGCAGGCUGGAAACCGAAAGAGAGACGAUACUUCACUCCAUCGGCAACGAAAUCGAAGCUGUGUGUAAAUGUGUCGUGAAGGACGCUGAUGAGAAGUUCACGACGAUAUCGCUUAUGCCUGGAUUAGAGAACGAUCCUCAUCGCUGGCUGGCAGAAAUGAAAACCAAGCUGCAGUGGCUGAGUGAGGAAGUAAAAGAGCGGGAUGGAAGAGAGUCCAAGCUACGGCGCCAUCUCCAUCUCUGCCGAGGACAACUCAAAGAGCUCGUUCACAACAAGGAAUGCGAGAACCAGGUUUAUAUUGAGCAAAUUACCAAACAAGAGAACCUCCUUCAGCAGAUGCACCAAGAGAAAAGAGAUCUCAUGGAGAGGAUGCAAAGGAAAGAUGGAAAGAUGAGAGAGUUACAGGAUCGGUUUGUGGGCUUGGAAACGAGCACGCGCAUGGCCUUGGACCAUCUUGAAUCCGUGCCGGAGAGGCUGAGCAUUCUGGAGGAUUUCCAAGAUUUGGAGGACUCUCAGCAUCAGAGAGAGAUAAUAGAAGCGCGGUAUGCUAAAUACAGAGAGAUCGUCGGUUCCCUGCAACAACAGCUGGAGGACUCGAAGAGGAGUAUUCAGGAAUACAGGGACCAGGCGAUGAAUGCGAGCCUGAGGAGUGGCUGGUUAAACAACCCAAUAUGUGGUGAUUCCAAAGAUUUCUCUUCAACACUGACCGACAGUGAGGGCUGUGUAUCCGGUAACACUUGCGCUCUGCACAACAGGCAGACCAGAGCCAGAAGCCAGGAAGUCCGGAUUGUUGGCAAUGGAAGAUUGUCUCCUGCAGAAAAGGAGCAGCAUUAGGCCAAGAAAGAUCCUCGGCGCCUGCUUUGGAAAUGAAGUUGGUGUUUUGGAUACAGUCUGCUUCCCAAAGUAAGAUUUGCUAGUAAGAGACUGAGGUACUGAUGAGAGACCGAAUGUAGAGCAGCGUAA